AUGGGACUGACACGAUCGAUUCACGCGGUAGGGUCUAAACGCAUCCGAGCUGUGUCUUCUUCAAAGGAAGCUGAUGGCUCGUGGGUCCCUACGCAACCUAUUCCAGGUCGCAGUACAACAUGGCCGACCGUUGUGGUCGAAGUGGGAGUAUCAGAGUCAUAUCGAAAGCUGCGGGCAGAUGCAGAAUGGUGGCUCACGAACUCGAAGGGCGAUGUGAAGCUUGUAAUCAUCGUGUCUAUCAAUCGAAAGACACCGAAGAUCAAGUAUGAGACUGUUCUUUUAGAUAUCAGCUCCUUAUGA
Molecule: messenger RNA, 300 nt
Organism: Penicillium psychrosexuale
Lineage: Eukaryota; Fungi; Ascomycota; Eurotiomycetes; Eurotiales; Aspergillaceae
Exons: 1
Coding region: 1-300 (99 amino acids)
Source: RefSeq, a predicted model, not a curated record